Molecule: messenger RNA, 2064 nt
Organism: Eremomyces bilateralis CBS 781.70
Lineage: Eukaryota; Fungi; Ascomycota; Dothideomycetes; Eremomycetales; Eremomycetaceae
Exons: 4
Coding region: 1-2064 (687 amino acids)
Molecular function (GO): protein binding
Source: RefSeq, a predicted model, not a curated record
AUGCUUAUCAUAACACCUGCGUUGCAGCAGACACAGCUUUUUGGCAAAGCACAUUCUCCCUUUUUAGGAGUCAAAGGCACAGUUAUUCGGCCUGAUGCCCGGUCUGAGAACGCGGUCAAUGCCUUGGACCGAAGGGCUGACAGUGCCACCGAAUGGUGUAAGAAAUGGAGUCACCAAAGUGCUAUCGUGAACGGCACAAUGUACAUCUACGGUGGCCGAAUGUCGACCUCAUCUGCGCAAACCAACGACACUUGGAACAACGAAUUCGUCACGUUAGACCUCACCAAAUCCUGGGACAUCUCGUCACCCGCCUUCCGAGCACUUCCCCAGCCCAGCGGACCUCCCCCAGUAUCGAACGGGUACCUCUGGAGCUCGUACGGGGCUCUGUACCUCUACGGUGGCGAGUUUUCCGACACCCCCCCUGAGCAGCCGGUUGACUUUGCGGUUUGGGAAUACGAUAUCAAGGCCUCGGAAUGGAAGGAACACAGCAAUCCUCGAACGUCCGCAGGUAUCAAUGCUGCCGGAGGCGGAGAACCUGUACAACGCUCCGCGGAAGGUGCGGGAAUCAAUGUCCCUUCGCUUGGGAGAGGGUUCUACUUUGGCGGGCAUUUAGAUCUCUAUACCACACCCGGCUGGUCGGCCCAGAUCCCGCGAGUAUACUUGAAAUCCUUGAUCGAGUACACCUUUCCGGGCCAUGAAAACAAGGCGGUUUCUGGAUUGGAUGCCGCCGGUUCGGAUGGUGCAUGGCGCAACAUCACGGAAGGUGGGUUGCAAGAGAGUGCUGGAUUUACCGAGCGUGCGGACGGGGUGCUGGUAUUUGUCCCGGGAUUUGGCGAUGAGGGAAUACUGCUGGGACUGGCUGGCGGUACCGAGACCACGUUCACUCAGAUGAACGUCAUCGACGUCUACGACAUCGCUGGAUCAACGUGGUACAAGCAAUCGACGUCGGGGAAAUCUCCGAAGAUUCGAGUCAACCCUUGCGCGGUCGUCGCGGCCGCAGCUGAUGGUACCAGUUACAAUGUGUAUAUGUUCGGCGGGCAAAACCUCCAACCAUUCCAACAACAGACGCAGUACGAUGACAUGUGGAUCCUCUCCAUUCCGUCCUUCACGUGGAUUGAAGUGGACCAGUCCAAGCAGUCGGUGCCGUUCGGGCGAGCCGGGCACUCCUGCAACAUCUGGGACGGGCAGAUGGUCCUGGUCGGAGGAUACGUGGGACAAGAGAUCUCAUGCGACUCGCCCGGCGUCUACGUGUUCAAUACCAGCACCCUAGAAUGGGUCAACCGUUUCACCAGCUUGACCGGCCCGUCGCAGGGGGCGGGCAAAACCAUCGACGUCGGCGACCCUGUCACCGGAAACCCGUUCUCACAACAAGGUUCCCAGCUUGGUUCGAACUCCUCGUCCGGCCUGCAUGGGAGCUUCGGCUACUCCGUCCCCCAACCCGUGAUUGACGCCAUCGGCGGGAACCCUUUGGGAGGAGCGACGGUCACGGCCCCGGCGCAGUCGGCCACCGGUGGUCCCAUCGCCACGGGCAAGCCGAUCUACUACACGGUGACCAGCAUCAACGGGCAAACGGUUACAACCACGGCGUCGCCCGGCAAUAGCGACGGCAGUUCCGCGGGCCGCGUCGGCGCCAUCGUCGCGGGCACCAUCGCAGGGUUCUUGCUCUUCCUCGCCGGAUACCUCGCCUUCUGCGCGUACAUCUACCGCAAGCGGGUGCAGCUGUACCAACGGCACCUGGCCAUGGCGCAGCGCGGGGCGGCUGACCCGCAGCAGGCGGAGAAGGAAAGCAUAUUCGGGCGGCUGAGCAGCGCGGGGAACUUCUUCGCGGCGCCGAAGCAUGUCAGCGAGGCGAGUAGCGGGCAGACGCCGUGGCGGCCAGGGCAUUCGUCGCAGGGGAGCUACACCGGGAGUGCGGACGGGUUGCAAGGGAAUCAUCCGUUAUUGCGGCCCGGUUCGUCGGGGAGCGACUCGGAAGAUCUGAUAGCGGGACAGGAGCCGAGCUUCUGGGGACCGAGGGGGGUGGUGUUGAAUCCGAGGAGGACAUUGCGGGUGAUUAAUCAAUGA